This is a messenger RNA of Notothenia coriiceps (black rockcod), 523 nucleotides long. RefSeq names its product threonine--tRNA ligase, cytoplasmic-like. Gene Ontology annotation, biological process: threonyl-tRNA aminoacylation. NCBI's taxonomy places the organism in Eukaryota, Metazoa, Chordata, Actinopteri, Perciformes, Nototheniidae. The transcript is spliced from 4 exons. Gene Ontology annotation, molecular function: nucleotide binding; threonine-tRNA ligase activity. The record is from RefSeq and is a predicted model, not a curated record. Gene Ontology annotation, cellular component: mitochondrion. The coding region runs from base 38 to 421 and encodes 127 amino acids.
UUACUGGCACUCCAGCGCACAUAUCCUGGGUGAAGCUAUGGAGAAGGUGUAUGGAGGCUGCCUGUGCUACGGCCCCCCCAUCGAGAGCGGCUUCUACUACGACAUGUUCUUGGAGAGCACUGCUGAUGGUGUUUCAAGCAAUGACUUCCCAGGACUGGAGACCUUGUGCAAGAAAAUUAUCAAGGAGAAGCAGCCCUUUGAGAGGCUGGAGAUAAAGAAGGAAACUCUGUUGGAAAUGUUCAAGUACAACAAGUUCAAGUGCCGCAUUCUCAAUGAGAAGGUGACCACUCCCACCACCACAGUGUACAGAUAUCAAAGUACCAUGGCAAACUACAGCAGAGACAGGACAAUAACUGACAGGAUGGACAAAGGGAACCUCACAGAGGUAGAGCAUCAUCCAUGGCAUACACGAUAUACAUGAUACGCGGUAUGUAAACCAUCCUGCACAUACUACAAUACAACACAUUAUAUACAUAAAAUAUGUAGUACAUCACAUAACUUUAUUUUGGGUUUUCAAUUGUUU